This is a messenger RNA of Porites lobata, 15998 nucleotides long. NCBI's taxonomy places the organism in Eukaryota, Metazoa, Cnidaria, Anthozoa, Scleractinia, Poritidae. The record is from the annotation of a GenBank genome assembly.
CAAUAAUCAAGAUGUCCGACUGGCUCAGUCGGUCGGGCUUUACACAGAUUUGUGUUAUACGUGGAACUGUCUCAUUGCCCGGUGCGGGUAAUGGGGCAGGUGAGCUACAACUCUGGUAUCAUGAGAAGAAAAACCAGUAUCUCAUUUAUGCCCUCAAGACAACGGGAGAUGACGAGUUGGUAUGUAAGUCAUUGAUGUUUUACUCUUUCACAUCCAGUUUCAAGAGUGCAGUGACAAAAUCAAAUCGUCAUUAACAAAGAAGUCGAAAUUUCAUUUCGUCCAAUACUUAACACAAAUAGUAUCAUGUGAGAGUACUGGUAAAGUGGUUUCACCCAGGUGCUCAAGAGUAAGAACUAAAAUAAUUUUAUAGAUUCAUAAUUGACUCUGGGAGUGAUAGGGUUUUAAAUACGGUCAGUGUUAAACAAAGACUGCGGACUGCGGACUGCAGACUGCGGACCAGGGGUAAAAUGCAGACUGUCUGUAAAAUGAAGACUGCAGACUGAGGGUAAAACGCAGACUGGGGUAAAAUGCAGACCGAGCAUAAACUGUAGUCGUGGAAGGGUUUAAGGGCAGAAAAAUCCCGCAAAAUACAUAUAAAUGAACACUUACUUGACGACAGCAUCUGCUUUUACAAAUCCAUUCCUUUCUUCUCUGGAACGUCAUUGACGACCCGAAAACAUAAUAGCAAUCUUGAACCUUUUUUUCCAUCCGAGAGACUUCACGCUUCACGCGUUUUCGAUAUACAUGACCAGGGACCAUGAAUUGGUGCAACACCACGAUGCUUACACUUAAAUGAAAGCUGCUGGCCCAAAAUACUGUACAGGAAGAAUAUGGCGACAAAAAAGGGAGUAACUGCAGGAAGUCUGGAUGACCUUCUAUGAAAGUAUUGCAAAUCAAAGUACACAGACUUAAGCUGUUCGGAUGUUCAUUGAAACUUCUUGCAAAUGUGCAAUGCACUUUGACUAGGAAGCGAAGUAUGUAACUGAUACAGUACCGGCUAGCUAUUUCACCGAUUUGGAGAAGAAGGAGCACAAAUGUUUAAAAAUGUCUACAGUCUUUAUUUUGCAUUUUGCACCCAGCCUGCGUUUUACUCUCAGUCUGCAGUCUGCAUUUUACACUCAGUCUGCCUUUCACCACUGGUCCGCAGUCUGCAGUCUGCAGUCUGCAGUCCACAGUCUGCGUUUUACACUGGCUGGUUUAAAAUAUGCAACCUCUCACGCGAAAACGUACACUAACGGUUUUGUGUUAAACGGGCCAAAACAAUGGCUAACCAACGGGUAGCUAACGGUUUCUCCAAUGGCUUUAACUGCUCUCUCAACGCUUUCAAUGGGUGUGCAAAAACUUUCAACGGCUUGUAACUUUUUCCAAAUGGUUUGUGAUGAUUUUUCCAAUGCCUUUUCAUAGCGCUUUCAACGGGUUGACUAACGGCUUAAUUUUUUUCAACAGUUAAAGGUUUUUAACGGCUUCUUCAUGAUUUCCAAUGCUUUUCAACACUUUCAACAUUUUACAAUGCACUUGUAUAAUAUUAAUUUUCAACACUUCCCGAACAAGGAGCUGAACAGCUUUAAUUUUAAAAGGUUAAUUUAAUAGCCACAAGAAAAAAGCUUAAGUCUUAAACAGAGGUAAAAGAAAAUCAUUUCAUGGUAAACUGCAUAUCUGUGAUCAAAUCCUGUCAGAAAACAUCUGCAGAAACAUAAACCAUAGGAAUUGAUUGCUCAAUAUGCAUGGAACAGACCAGCUUCCUAACCUCUAAAAACGAGACUCAAAGCAACAAAAAAAAUUGCUCAGUCGUAGUGUAGGCAAUUAAAGAGAGCAAGAAAAACCUCUGUUGUUCAAGCUGACUCUACAGUCAUGUUUCGCACUAUCACAAGCUCAAUCUCUCUUGUCACGAGCUACUAGUCGUUUUUGGCCUUUCAACACUUGAUUAAAAUUGUACUAAUCACAAAAGUUUACAACACUUGACCAGUUAGCCUCAGUAUCUACACCAUUGAUCAAAGUUUUGCCUAUUUCUCUACUACUGAGGUAUUCACUUGUUCCAAAGUAAUCAACACUUUCAAUCGAUAGAAUUUGCGGACCAAUCUAUUCCGGAAAAGCUCUAAAUCUUUAUCAUUAAUCUUUCCUAAGCUUCCUUCAGAAAACAUGCGUUGCUCCAGUCGUGCCGCUAUAAUAUUCUUAUCCGCAGUUGCCAUGGUCUCUGCUAUUGUUCAACCCUGGGACCAUGACUCCCAUUUUGUGGACUGAAUACAAAGCAAAAAAUGGCUUGCAGAUUCUGAGUCUCCAAUCGAGACUAACUAGAAUGGGAAUGAAUAACUGAAAGGUUAAUUUAUUUUUCUAGUUUUAAAAUCGACAAUCUAUCUCCUUCAUACAGUGAUACACUGCUAAUAAUUAAUUGAUAUACUAUUAAUAAUUAUCAAACAAAGACCUCUAUAUGCAAGGAAAAGCUAUAAACAUUGGACACUGUUUGAAGAUGAACUAGACAACAGAAGGUGUAUACUGGGCUGCCAUAAAACCUAGACUAGAUAGAAAUUGUGCAUUGUAUGAAAACAAUUAAGUUUACAACAACAGGCAGCACUGACAGCAUAUGAAAGGAAGAAGUUAUAAAUUACCCUGCUAAACCCAUUCCUAUCCCAUACACCACCCCAACCCACGGGUCUCAUUAAACUGUUUGAACUGAGACUAUAAAUAGAUGAUUGAAAGUUCCAAUGUUAUUGAUGGUCAAUACAAAAAAAGCUAGGUGGGUAUACCAUGUGGCACAAAAUUUUUGAGGGAGUUUAUUUUUGUGGAUUGGUAAUUUUUCUGUUUUGUGGAAACUACUUUUUGCAAUUAGGACACACUGGCUUUUCCUGCUGAGGAUUAAUUUUUGUGAUUUUCAAAAAGUACCCAGUACCUUCCCUGCUAUAUGCAAUAGAAUGUAGCAGAGGUCUCUCACAACAAGGCAAAAAUGAGAGAAAAAAUGAGAGACCUCUGCUAGCUGGGAAACAGCACCCAGCAUUGAUAUAAUUUUUGUUCUUGCUAUUUUUGCAAUCAGGGUGCAAUAGAAAUACCCUAUUUCCUUGAAUAAUAGCUGUCCCUCGAUUAAUUGCCUUCCUCGAAUAACCGCCCCCUUAUACAGAAAUAUUUAAAAUAAUUGCCUCUCUCGAAUAAAUCGCUCCCUUUUUGUGCGAAAAAAUUAUAAUUAUCCCCAGCUAUUAUUUGAGGAAAUACACGGUACAUAUUUCAAAGAGUACUACGGGUAAUGGGGACCUUGUGUAAAACCAGUAAUUCAUUGUAUACUGUUUUGUUUCUGAAUGAAAGACGCAAGUUGUGAUUGAACAGACACAAUUUCUUAGGACUGUAUUUUUGUCUAGCAAAUUUAAGUUAGAGUAUGUUUACUCAGGAGUAAAUUUUGCUGGAAAAAUGUUUGUGGUAAUUUUUUUGGCGGGAACUUAUUUUUGCAGAUCGCUGGAAAAAUCGCAAAAAUUACAUGUGCCACACGGUAUCUCUUGUUUAUCUAAACUUUGUUUGUUUUGUUGUCAGCUUGUCGUCAUUUUUGCGGAAAGAAAUUAAAAAAAUUGUCCCGUUCGUAGGAGAAAGGCUUCAGCGCAUCUGAAAUUUUCUGUAAUCGUGUGCAAUACCAUUGAGCUUAGUUAGAGCAGCCAAACAGAGAUAAAUUGUCUUAAACCAAAUUGGUUCGAUGGGGACAGAGUUUUUAAGCCGGGAAAAGGUUUUUUUAGUUACAUUGUUAGUAGUAUUUUAUAAGGUUUGAUUUCAAUCACUCAAACCGACCAGAUUAAAAUGAACUCAUUCAAGGUUUUGAACAAUAAUUGGUGGGGGGAGGUGGGACACGAAAGGGGGUUCCUUUUUUAGGCUUCAGGUAUAAAAAAGGGGGAGAUUUCCCUACCUGAUGUAUAUUAAAGGUAGGGAAAUGCAACAUUUCAGUCUGUAAAAAGGCCCAAAGAUCAUAACUUUGAGUCGCUUGGAGCUCCUUAGAGUGUACUCUGCUGAAGUCCGCUGCCUAUUCUACGCAUACUCUUAUAUCUUGCACACGUGCUGAACACGCCAGAGUGUUAUUUGUGUCAGAAGAAAAAACCAAGCCCAUUUUAUAACUUGGCUGUGCCACAGGCAGCCCAGUAAUAAAAAAGAAUUCCUCUCUUUAUCGCAGAAAACAUACAAUGUAAUUUAUUCUUCUACAUAGAAGUAUAUUGGAACAACAUUUUUGAAGAAAAUAUUCUCUUCAGGGCCUGGGGCCCAACCAAGUUAGAUAACAGAGAAUUCCAGGGUGUGGGGUGUUUGAUAGGAACUCCUAAAAUGGAAAUUAUAGCAGUGUGGGUGGUGUAAAGCAAAAGUGCCCUCCAUAGAGGGGGUGGGGGGUGAGGGUAUGGAUGUUUUCUGGAACUACACAUUAUAGUCAGAGUUUACUUUACUUUAAGUUGUGAGUCAGGCAAGAAAUAACCCUUGUUUGUAAUAUGUUUUCAUGGUAAAAAUAAUAUAGUAUUAUGAAGUCUUAAGUUUGCAUUUUUACUAAUUUUUUUGCAAUAUUAUUUCAACUCAAUUGCUUUAAAUGUCAGAAAGUAGGUAAAUUAAUUCCCUGAAAUUGAUUUCUUGGGAUGGAACCCAUUAGUUUAGUAGGAUAAAGAAAAAGUUAUCCAUCUGUGAUGUGUUUAUGUCCUCCAUAAAGUGUCCGCUGACAGAGGGAAUUUUAUGUGGCCUUUAUGCAGUGAUGUCAAAAAAAUGUACAAAAUUUAAAGCGUGCUGUAUUUGCAGACUUCUUGUUUUGCCUAGUAGAUGUAUUGCUUUGUUGUUGUCUUUGUUACUGUUGCUGUUGUUGUUGCUACAGCUCCCUAUUUUGAUUUGAAGGGGAGCAUGCAGUGUCAUGACAUAAUUAUGGAAAAAUACAAAAUGUGUAAAUUUGUAUUAUGUGAAACUAGUGUACUGGUUAUUAUGAAAGAGUUCCUGUUUUGUUAAGAGGUACUUUUUACACAUACAUGUACAGUGUAAAGUGCAAUGAAACUUUCAUCAUUGAAUAAAGACAUGAAUAAAGAAAAAUUAUGAAUAUUUUGAUAUUUGAAAACUCAGUGAGGCUAAUAUUAUGAUGACAGCUUGAAUCAUUAUUGCAUCUUGACCAAUUAUAUUGCUAAAAAAAUAUUUUGUUCUUUUCUUUUUUUCCAUUUGUAAUAAAUGGAGUCAGGAAUUUGCGUUUAGGAGGGUACAUAAUGCAUCCAUAAAGGUCUUUUAUUCUUGUCAAUUUAUGUGAUUUUUCUAGAACAAGAUUUUAAUAGAUCAAUCGAAAAUUUACAUGUAUGGUACAAAGAUUUACAACAAGUUUAGAAAGUUAGAAAGGAUGGUACAUGUUUCACAGCUACGUAGCAGAUACAUUUAAGAGUCAAGUUUGUUUAAUUAAAAAGUAGAUGUUUUUAAAUAAUUACUGUGACUUAAUCUUAUGGAUCAAAUUGGCCAAUGGCAUAUUUUUUAUUUUUAUUGAAACCACAGAUUUCACAGUUUUUUACAAAUUUUUUAAACACUACAAUCUGUCACCAUUUAGGCGUUAAUGUACCAUUCACAGGGUGCAACAAAAGUGCUAUCUGAUAGCCCAGGGCUAGUGAAGCAACUCUGGGGUGUCCUGUGAGUAUAAAGCAGCAUUAAAUUUUGCCAAGAUAAAGAGUAAUCUAACAUGCUACAGAAAAGGUUUUGGUUGACCAGCAUGAACGCUGUAAUGUGGCUACUAAACUUCAGAAACAGCUUACCCAAAGGGCAAAUGAGUUUUGAUUUUUAUCUCACCCUAACAAAGGAGCUGUGACAUUAAGCAAUAGUAAGGGCGGAUUUAGGAGUGGGCAAAUACUCUGUAAGCUUUCCUUGGGUUUCUGAGCCUGAAAUUGAAGUAGCAGUGACAAAAACAAACUGCAUGUACACUGCUAGUUAAAAGUAGUUCAAGAAACUUCCUCCAAGGCUCUUCAUGGCUUGCUGUCAUCUCUUUCUAAGCCACUGUAUGACUUUGUCAUUUUUCUUUUUUCAAAAUGUGGGUAUGAUUGCAGGUCAUGUUUUUACUAUAAAGUCCUAUUUCAUUAUACAGUACCAGUAUGAAAAUCAACUCGUUUUGGGAUCUGAAUAUUAUUUAUCGAGGUCCCCAAAGUCAGCAGCCUAUGUUAUUUAUACUAUAUAUGGGUACUUUAAUUUUUGUUUCUGUUCAUAUCAUUCUCACAGUUCCCUUUCCCUGUUUGUUUGGUGAAGCUAAGCUCUGUUAGGCGGGGUUAGUACUGGGUUAGGUGACACCUUUUGGGAUAUUAAUAUACCGUAUUUAUUCGAUUAACCGCCCUGGGCGCUUACUAAAUUUUUGGACCUUGAGGGUGGGCGCUUUAUUCGAGGCUGGGCGCUUAUUAAAUUUUCACCAUUUUCAGCAAGUGUGGUAUGUUUAUUUUGCAACAAAACAACAAAUGCUGGUAAUAACAAAACGUGAAUCAUGUAACAAAGCAAGGUUUCCAUACAAAUGCUCUGUGAAGAAAACUCUGUCUUCGGGGAAGUCUCAGUCUUAUUAGAACUUAUUCAAUUUCAAUCUCACUGUCACUCAAGUGGGUGGGGUGGGCGCUUUAUCGAGGUGGGCGCUAAUUCGAGGUUGGGAGCUUAUUCGAAUAAAUACGGUACGGUACUUUGACUUAAAGUUAAUUUUUCAAAAGAAAGUAGUUUCAUUUUUUAAACAUGCCUAUAAAAUAGAGUAUAUUGUUCCAUGUAAAAGUUUUAGAGGGAGAAGAAAUUGCAAAGGACUUUCUUUGAUCAUAUGAGUGCGUUAUUGUAAGUAGUUAGGGGAAGUGGUGAACUAGAGCUGACCUGAUUUUAUAGUCUUACUUUUUAUAUCAUUUGGCUUGUUUAUAGCCUGUGGUAAAGCCUGCCAACAUAUCUUGUUUGUAGAUUACCACAGAUAUAGUUGGUUUAAAGACGGUUAAAAUUGUCUGUGGUGAGGCCUACAUGUAGCUUGUUUAUAGUACAGUAUUGUUGUAAAGUGCAAUGAACUCAACCAGAGUCCCGGAAAAAUGUGCACAUAAUCUUUGUAUUUAUUACCUCUUUUGAAGGGAAAAGUGACCUCUGUUCAUAGGAAAGAGACACUUUUUCUGGGUCCGGAAACCUGGGACCAUUUUCACCUCCAUUAUUUCAGGAGACACCUCGGCACUCAAAAGGUGACUGACCACAAAGAGGACUGAUAUCUUUAAGUACACACUAAUCAAAAAUGGAAGCUUUCACGAAAUGAACUAUGUCACAUAAAUCAAUGAAAUGCACUUUUGUGAAUUCAACAUAUAACAACCGUGACGGUGACAGCCACGAAAACGUCACUUAAAAAGUGAACUUCCAUUCUUUCAAUCUCUAUUGCAAUUACUCCAACUCAUUUACUUUGCCAAUUGCAAGCAAAGUCUUUUUGAGCUGAAUUCCUAACAAUCAUAUUCAAGUUCAGGAAGAAAAAGAAAGUUUAGCCGUCGCUUGUUUACGUCCUCCAUAAAACGUGAAAUUUGGCAUUUUCCUGUCCUAGUCGUGCAGUGAUGGCAACAAAAUGUACAAAAAAGCGUGAUGCACGUGCAGAGUUGUUGCUUUCCCUAUUCAUUUCAACCUACUGCUUUUUUGAUGUUCUCCUUGUCGUCACCGUUGUGGCAUCUUAAAGUCCCUAAUGAUGAUUUUUUAAUGCUGUCUUUGUUAGUUAAUUAUUAACAAACUCCAGCCCAACCUCUAAUCAGGGGGAACCUCUAUUAACGGGACUCUUGCUUUGGUCCUGAGGGUGUCCCCUGAAUAGAGGUUUCAUUGUAUUUGUUUUAUCUAUUGCUUCAAGUUUAAUGUUUUUGUUUUCACACCUCACUUAAUAACUUUCUGUGCGUUGCACUGUGAGCCUGUCGACUUUCUUAAGCGGUAUUAUUAGUCUUUGAUACCUAAGACUUUUUUAUGCGCCAUUUCUUGCAUACUGUACGCUACGACAAUGGCCGCUAUUGUUAAGUGAAAUUUACACUGUGUUAUAAAGUUUUUCUUCAGGUAUUAUUAAGUCAAUCCGAUAACGAUUUUGUUAAGUGAAAUUUACACUGUGUUAUAAAGUUUUUCUUCAGGUAUUAUUAAGUCAAUCCGAUAACGAUUUUUUUGUGUGUCUUGCAUAAAGAUAUUUAUCAUCUUAACUGAGUUUUUUACCACUUAUUAUCUCCCUUUGUUCAAAUUGUAAUCUUUCAUUUACUGUUGGGGAGAGAAGAUGUUGCCUGGCUUGCUCAUGGUAGGGAAUUAAGGGAGAUGUGGUGUUGCCCUCUACCUAAAGGUCUGGGGACGAGCCAGGGACCACAUGGUCUAGUGUAUACUGGGCAGACCUCAUAGGGAUUGGCUGGGAAAACAAUGAACAAACAAAGUAACAAUGGAACCUAGCCCGAAACAAAAGAGCUGCGACAUAUAGGAAUCCAAACAAAUUAGAUGUUCUAAAGAGCUGCAAGGCUACUGUUAUGACAAAUGAUUUUGAGCUGAACAUAUUGAACAAAUUUUGCUGUUUACAACUGAUGGCGCACCUGUUUAUAAUGCUACUAGUGAAAUCUCGUUUCAAUUGACUGUGAAAAUAGUUGUAUUCAGUUGUUAUUUUACGGUACAGUAAACACCCGCGGCAGGCCGCUAAUAAAGUGGUUCGUGUAUUUUGGGGUACUUCAGUAUUGGCAAUUUAGGCUAAGUAGGUUCAUAAUUAGGUUCGUAAUUUUUAUGAAGGAGAUAAUAGAGUUGAUUAUCGAUUACCAGAAAAAUAAAUAAGCUUUGUAUUUAUUCAAAAUUGUGUUAUUAUAACCCUAACAAAACUGAUUACCGAAUUAAUAUAUUGUUUAGUACAGUAUGUUUUUCUUGUACUAAAAUGUACAGCUCAAAGUUACCGUAAAAUUCCGAAUAUAAGCCCCGGGGCUUAUAUUUUUCAAAGGCCGUUUUUGAGGGGCUUAUUUUUGGAGGGGCUAAUAUUCGGAGGGGCCUAUCUACGGAAGGAAAUUUGCUUUUCAAAAUCGAUUGGGCUGACCUUAUAGUUUAAAGGAAAUUUUCUGUUUUUGCUUUGUUUUGCUUUGCAUUAGUAUUUGAGGGCAAUUUCCAAGUACUAGCCCCCCGGGGGGGGGCUUAUAUUUGGAGGGACGAUUUAACGGAGGAUUUUUUGCUUUACGAGUUUGGGGGGGCUUAUAUUUGGAGGGGCUUAUACACGGGGGGGGCCUAUUUUCGGAAUUUUACGGUACACUCCUUUGCUAAAUUGUCUGUAAGCCAGAUAUAAGAACCUGCUUGAUCUUGCUUGGGUAUUUUUGGGUAUUAAGGUGACAUUCUGCUAGGAGGUUCUUAAUCCACCGGUUUGUAGUAGUGGUUGUUUACUGUAACUGUCUCUGUAGUGAAACCAGUCAAACCUGUAUUAAGCGGACCUCUAUAAGCGGUCACCAAUUAAAGUCCUGCAAAUAGUUUCCCUUAAUUAUAAAAACUGAUCUAUAUUUAGCAAUUACCUCUAUUAAGGGGCCGUAGUCACCUGUUUUCGAGGUGCCAAUGAGUAAUUUGUUAUUUAACAGUUAAUGAAUGAGGCUGAGUAUCUUAUGAAGAAUUAUGGAGAUCGAGGAGGGUGUUAUCCGUCGAGGCCGUAGGCCGAGGCGGAUAACACCUCCGAGAUCUCCAUAAUUCUCCAUAUGAUACAAAAACCGAAUUCAAUAACUGUUUUAUUAUUCAUUCAAAAUAAUUCCCAGUUUAAAAACACAGCUAAAACAUACUUACCUCCAUCGAUCCAUCGAUGUUCAGUUCAUCUUCGAUACUGUACGUUUAGGUUUGUCCAGCUCCGCAAAUAUUCUCCAAAUAGCAGAUGUCGCUCUUCGAGUUGUCUUCUUGCUGUUCUUGCCAUGUUUGUAGCUAUUUUUUCGCCUAGUUCUUACUCUUGAAACGAGUGAAAUGUCCGCCAUUUUUUCAAUUUCACAACCAAAACAACUCAACCUCGUCCCCAGGUCUUCUCGGUUAACGGUGCCUUAACCUGCGAAAACGCUGCAUUUUUGACGUCAUUUCCUCGUUAAAGUCGAAAUUCUUCCAAAUCUGGUCAUCAGUAACUGGUUAUGGUGAAUUAAACGUGUGCUUUUAGCCAAUCAGAAUCGGGGAAAUAUUUUGAAUGAAUAAUAAUUUCUUUUAUCACCUCUAUUAAACUGUCCCUUUGACAAGAUGUGCCAUACUAGUGCAAAAUGAUACACUGUGUAGGGCGUUGAUUGUUCCUCUAUAGACUUGCCAACGGCCCCCAAGAGCAAGAAAUGUAAGAAAGUAGUUAGAAAUGGGUAGAACGUCGUGAGAUGUCCCAAAGAGAUUCGGGCAUCUCACGACAGCAUCGGUGGUAAUUUUAAUACUGAAAGAUAACAACUAAACCACAUUUUGGUACCUUAGGCCGGGUCAACAAAGAUGCUCCUGAAACGACAAAUUUAAAAGCUGGAAAGGAUAGAUCUUUUUGGGUUUUUUUUGGUCCGUACAUUAAGUUGAGGACCGAAAAUUUACCAAUCGUAGAACAAGAAAUAUAAGUUAUGGUGAAAAAAAAAUAAUGAAAAUAUAAAUAAGAACGUUCUUGACAAAUGAUUUUGAGAGGAAUAUAUUGAACACUUUUUGCUGUAAGUGGGGGCAUAACUGUUUAUCCUGUAGCAAGUGAGAUCCCAGUGAAAUGGGGUGAAAUAGUUGUGUUCAGUUGUUAUUUUACAAAAACGGCCAUUAUCUUUCCUUACCGUUUCAGUUUAACAUUCUGCCUGAAACUACAAUGAGGGUCACGGAGGGUACAUUUACGAUUAGUUAUAGUGGACAUUGUCAGCUCAAACUAAAAGAUCCUGAUCCAAAUGAACUUCAGCUGUUUAUUGACAAGAUGCCCGCCUCUAUCAAAGGUAAGAGUGUGAAAUGUAAUUUUUCAAAACUUUGUUUGGUUUUGGUUUUAGAAUAAAGAGGUACAUGGUUGAACCUCUGUACAAAUGCAUGGAAAUAGGCAGAUCGAGAUUAAUAUGGUGAGAGUAGCUAUAGUUAUUUUCGUUUUGCUUUUUAGAUAAAAAGAGGAAUGUUAAGGUUACACUUACUGUAUGUACGUAAGUUUAGAAACAGGGAGCUCAAGCUUAUGGCGAGAGUAGUUAGUUUGUUGUUUUUGAAUUGAGAAACAUAUGGUUAAACCUGUACUUUUGUAUGGAUAGCUGGACGUAGAUAUUUAAAACUGAAUUGAUGAGUGAAAUAUCCAGACCUUUUUUAUAAACAUUAACGCUUAUGAAUUUGGUCAACCGGAAUCCUCGCGUCAAAACAUUUUUCUUUUUUAACAGCGUCAAAGGGUGGAAGACUACUAGAACACCAUUUAUCUGCUUAAAAGCGUCAACGCUUGUUGAACACGAUAUCGGGCUGGCCCCAAUUCUAGUGCUUAGCAGUCAACAAAUCACAUCAUAUUUAAGACUAUAAAAUGAAAGCUUAGAGUAAAACAUUAGUCUGUAAUUCAGAUAUCAACUAAAGCGAACCUCUCCCUCGCCCAGGAGCCGGUUCUACCGCCAAAAUUUCCUCUGAGACCCUGACUCGUUCCCAGUCUUCUCUUAUCAUUUGUAAGCGGUCCCGGAGUCGUCCCGGAAUAAUCACGGGCGAGAGCCAGAGACUAUAACGGCAUCUCCCCAGCGCUUCUCUCGUUUAAAAAACAGGAGACUAAGAGAUGACUGGGAAUGAGUCAGCCUGAGACCCGCCAAAGCAAAGAUCAGCCCAAUUGCGUUAUACACGGGAUAGAGGGGCGCUUUCCAUUCAACAAAGAUUCCGGUUCGAAAUUUCGGAAACUUCACGCGCUCAAUGGAACGAUACAUUCCGGUUGCACAGACCCGACCCAAGCCACCGCGCGUUUUGUUGUAGUGGCUUCGCAGCACACUCAUAUUACGUUCUAAAAGAGAAAAGUAAAUACUGUUUAUAUCCUAAAGAACACUCGACUUUCGAAAAGGGGCGGUGGAAAACUAAAGGCGGAGGAAUCCUAUUUCGUGUAGAAAGCCUAUGAAUGCAAGUGAAGGUAAAAAAUUCUUGUGAAUUGAAGCGAUACGUUUCUGGAAUAUUUGAACGAUUCGAAGCAAUUCCUGGAACUGUACGGUAAAUAAAUUCGGUGUUUUAGCCAAUUUGUAUUCAGCCAGGCUUUGUUGUAUUCAUUUCAGCUUAAUUGAUAAAUUGCUUUAGUUAAAUAUCGUCGACACGUUUCAGACAAGUAAUACGCUGAUUCUCACAGACUUUUAUACAAUUGUGGCUUGCUUACACACACUCUUUUUCACCUACGUGUCGUGUUGCGUCAGUUAUUUGACACUGUUAAUGGCAAAUAUCAAAAAUCGAAAACAAUUGCAACUGAUUCAAACUAUUUGAGAUGUCAUGGCUUUACUCACAGUACUUGACUUUCCACUGGAAACUACUUGUUCUUGUAAGAAGGAUAGAAAAGAGCGGUACUGGGGACAACAAUUUGGCAAAUGGAAAGGGACAUUUCGGUCCGACCGACCGAAAUGACCAGACCGGUCACAGUGGACCACCUUCAAAGCUGGUCCCGAAUAUUCCGGUCGGACCAAACCGAAAUGGUCCGUUCCAUUUGAUGAACCAACCGAAAUUUCCGGACUUUUGGGUUCGAUGGAAAGCGCCCGAGAUUUAUCCAGCGGAUAACGCUAUCCAUCGAUUGAACAACCCCUGCUUGGUUCUUACAGCCUUGUGCGCUUGUUAUCGUUAUACAAUAUAUUCGAAGAAACCACUGCCCGGAGUCGACCGUAGGUUGGAUGUUAUAGCGCGCAGGCGUCAGCAACGCGGUUAUAGAGUCCCGAUUUAUAUCUAAGUUUUAUCUAGGUUAUGAGUUUUGCAUCGCAGGAUAUAGAUUCACGAUUCAUUUUUUUCAGUCUGCGUAAGAAGAACAUAAUUCUCUGUUUUUAGACACUCCCUAGCAUAUGUGCCUUAUACCUUGUGAUAAAGAAUGCAACAGAUUACGGCCAGUAUGUAGUCCCGGACAAUAAGUUUUAUCUAGGUUCUGUCUAGGGUUUGAGACUGAGAAACGUUCUGCUUCACUGAAUGAUAGGAUAUAGAUUUGCAACUCGUUUUUUCAAUCAGUGUUAAAAGGACGCCCCUUAUGUGUCUUGUAAUAAAGAAUGCAACACGUUUUUCUUGGAUACUUUUCAGUGGUGAUUCGUAUUAGACGAUGAAGUAUAUCAAUGAAUCGAUAGGAAAUCGCAGUUGACAACUUGACCUGUGUGAAAGCUUAUAUGUUUUACUAAAGUUCUGUUUAUAGUUAAAGAAUUUAGUCACAGUUUACAUUUUGUCACAUAUUCCUUUAGUAUAAAGUUUUUUGCCAUUUGAGUUACAUUUCGCGAUAGAAAGUUAUUGCAUUUUGUGUUAAAGAGUUGUUGCAUUACGAUUUGAUGUUACAUUUGCUUCACAUGUUGUUACAUUUUGCGCCAUAAACUUCGUCUCUUCCCACCCCCACCGACUAUAACGAGCAGUCCAACAUUGUUUUUUGUGUUUUCUUUAGGCCAAGGCUAAACGUCGAACUUUUCAUGAGAUGAACCAAACUUAGUGAGUUAAGUUCAUGAAAGGUUCAACGUCUCGCUCAGUUAAGUUCAUGUGAAUGAGUUUGGAUCGUCCAGCACGUUCUAUCCCAACGGUCUGCUUUCAAUUUGUGUUUCCGUAAAUGUCUUUAAAUUUUCCGCGUAAUUUUAAUUUCGGACUGGAUCGUGUCGAAACGUUUUUAUAUGAAAUCGACUGAUGUAUCUAUAUGCCCAGUAACAUUUAUUAAGAUACAUUUGAAUGAGAACUCAUUCAGAGAAGGAGCUAUGUUCUUGAACACACACUUCAAUAUUUUGUGUCGGGGCGAAACGGAAUUCUGAAUUUCAUCGUCUUCAUCAAUGUCUCGUUUAUGCUCAUGUGUCGCUCAGUUUCAAGAGAGAAAUGCUGUGCACAUAAAAAAAGUAAAUAAAGUCAAAAUUUUUAAGUUUUCUUUUUUAUCUGACACUUAAUCAUUUCGCCCAUGUUACAUGGGUGAUUUUGAUUGCCUUGUUUUGUUUUUGUCAUAAAUUAUCUUUUCAGAAAAAAUGCAAGAUCUACGCGAAGCAAACUCGCCAAGCCGAAUCUCAGAAUUAGAGAGACAGUUGAGGGAUUUUCAGCAACGUGAAGGAAACUUCCUGAGACAGUUACGGGAGAUGCAGGAACGCGAAGAGAAUUUACAAAGGCAGCUCAGAGCAGUUCAAGAACGGGAUCAGUACUCUCAACGCCAGCUAACGGAGUUUCAGCAGCGUGAACAAAAUAUGCAGCGGCUGUUGAGAGAGCUUCAGGAACGAGAACAAAAUUCUCAAAGGCAGUUAACGGAGUUUCAACAACGUGAAGAAAAUUCUCAGAGGCAGCUAACGGAGUUUCAACAACGUGAACAAAAUUUUCAGAGACAGCUGACGGAGUUUCAACAACGUGGAGAACAUUCUCAGAGGCAGCUGAGGGAGUUGCAGCGGCAACUGAGGGAGAUAGGACAGCAGUUGACCAAUUGCCGAGGACAAGUUUCUGAACUACAGUUAAGUCUUUCAACAGCUCAGCAAACAAUAAAUCAAUUGCGGAACCAGGGAGCACGUGACUGGGUUAUUCCCCGUGACGAAAUUCAAAUCACAGAAAAAUGCCUUGGGAAGGGAGGUUGGGGAAUUGUCAAUGAGGGAACCUAUUGUGGCUGUACUGUAGCAGUGAAAGAAAUCCAUGAGUUGAUUCUCUCCCCUCAUAACAUACGUCUUUUUGAGAGAGAAAUGAAUAUUGCAUCCAAAUGUCGCCAUCCUCACUUACUACAGUUUAUCGGCGCCACAGUUGACGAGGGAAGUCCUCUGUUUGUGACCGAGUUGAUGGAGAAAAGUUUGCGGACUCUGUUAGAACAGCGGCAAUUGUCCGAAACAGAAAUACGCACCAUUUCUUUCGAUUUAGCCUGCGCACUGAACUAUCUUCACCAGAAGAAACCAGAACCCAUAAUUCACCGGGAUGUCAGCAGUGCUAAUGUGUUGCUAUGGCGACAGGAUGACCAAUGGAGGGCCAAAGUGUCAGAUUAUGGCACUGCUAAUUUUAUACAGCAGACCAUGACAGUGGCUCCUGGAGCUAUGAUUUACAGCGCACCUGAAGCACUUGCAUCAAAACAAACAGUAAAGGUAAGUAUUAGUGAACAUUCAAGACUUUUGACUUACUAAAAUUGUACAGCAAUGCUAACAGUGGCAGAAGUGAAAGUAACCCUUGUCCUUUCGGCCAAACUGGCCAUCUUGUCACUCCACAAACAAUACAACAUUCUGGAACUGAAAUGACCAUAUCGUUGUCAGGAGUGUUUGUACCUUGUUCUGCACUUUUUUUCACUCUUUUAUGUUCUUUUUCAUGCAUUUUGUCCACGUAAUUGGAGUUGUUAAUUUAUCUUUUCUCUAAAGACAACAGUUACAGGAUGGCAAAAGUUAGUUUUUUUAGAAACAAAACAUUUAAGCCAAGAACUUACCAUGGUGCCUUUUAAGGAUCUUCUGUUUUCUAGGCUUUUCUUAUCCAUUUAUCGAUAAUCAUCUAUUUCGUCUGAAUUCUCGAGAUUCUCCCUCUGUUGUUACUUUAACUCUUUUUGUAAUCGGUAUACCACUAACAAGCAAUGUAAAUAAAGAAUAUUCUGGCAUAAAGUCAUGAUUGUUUUUAGGUUGAUGUCUACAGCUUUGGUGCUCUUCUCUGUGAAAUGUGCAUCCGGGAACUGCCAGAUCCUACAAGGCGAGAAGAACAAGUCGUGCUGAUAACGAACGCUGUGUUUCGCGACCUGGUACGGCGAUGCCUGCAGAGAGAGCCUUGGACGAGACCAACCAUGCAGGGAAUAAUCGAUGAACUGAAAGAUGCCAAUGUAUCAUCUUAAUUGUAGUACCAAUGCUACACCAUAUCAUUGCCCCCGCAGGGAUUUCGCCCAGAAGGCGAAAUCCCGAGGAAGCACUCUAGUAACUCGCGCGUAUAUUAAGGAAAGUACUUACAGUUGAAAUAUAUAGUCAUACAGUCAAUAUAGAAAAAAAUCUCGAUUUGCUUGAACAGGGGCC